Rhododendron vialii is the source of this 888-nucleotide messenger RNA. Its product is annotated as oxygen-evolving enhancer protein 3-2, chloroplastic-like. Gene Ontology annotation, biological process: photosynthesis; photosynthetic electron transport chain. Lineage: Eukaryota; Viridiplantae; Streptophyta; Magnoliopsida; Ericales; Ericaceae. Bases 118 to 798 code for a protein of 226 amino acids. Gene Ontology annotation, cellular component: photosystem II oxygen evolving complex; chloroplast; photosystem II. The transcript has 3 exons. Gene Ontology annotation, molecular function: calcium ion binding. The record is from RefSeq and is a predicted model, not a curated record.
AAAUUUCCAAAAUCCAUCAUGAUCCACAUUGCAUAGCCAACUCAACUUAUAUUCCAGAUAUUAUUGUUCCACAUUCACUUGCCAGGCCUGAAAUAUUUUGGAAAGACCAGUACUAGAAUGGCUCAAACUAUGGCUUCAAUGGCUGGAUUACUCGGCUCCUCUCAGGCUGCAUUGGAAAGCAGCCACCAGCUUGGCGGCUUCAGCCGCGGCAGCCGGGUCAGUUUGGUCAGACCGAGUUUUGUUGUUAGAGCCCAACAGGGAUCAGUCGAGGCAGAGACGAGCCGCCGGGGCGUCUUGGGUCUGGUGGCUGCCGGGUUGGCAUCUGGGACUUUGGUUAAAUCUGUGCUAGCUGAAGCCAAGCCAAUCAAGAUCGGCCCGCCUCCCCCACCCUCCGGUGGACUGCCUGGAACAUUGAACUCUGAUGAGCCAAGAGACCUAGACCUGCCAUUGAAGGAGAGGUUUUUCAUACAGCCACUGCCACCAGCUGCUGCAGCAAAGAGGGCAAAGGAAUCUGCCAAGGAAAUUGUUGGUGUCAAGCAAUUCAUAGACAAGAAGGCUUGGCCUUUUGUCCAAAAUGACCUUCGUCUCAGGGCAUCAUACCUUAGGUAUGACCUCAACACCAUCAUCUCUUCAAAGCCCAAAGAGGAGAAGAAGCCUCUCAAAGAACUCACCGGAAAACUCUUCCAGGACAUCGACAAACUGGACUAUGCAGCAAAAAUUAAGAGUACCCCUGAAGCAGAGAAGUACUAUGCACAAGCUGUAUCUAGCCUCAACGACGUUCUUGCUAAGAUUGGCUGAGAAAUCAAUGUACUUUAUUGGGCAAUCUUUGCUACUUCAAUGUAUGAGAUACUUUGUUCUUUACUAUUCAAGGAGAGUUAGACCAACUAA